AGCAUAUUUGGCUAGAAACGUCUGGCGACUUUGACUCGCGGAAGCAUCGAAACUAUUGAAAUCAUCAGAACUCAUCGAAAUCUCAAUAAGUCAAGCCCACGUUUCCUUGUGAGAGCUUGUAUGGCACAUUGGGCGACAUUUCGAUUUCGCUUAUGAAAGUGUGUCUGUUGUUGUUUCUGUUUUGGAUCGGUUGUAUAGCAGUCGCCGUGGUUACUGACCCAUGGGCCUUGAUACAUGGAUUCAGGGUGUUGCACGCUGCGUCGGCAGCACAGUCUUCUGAACAACACUCUUCGCAACCAGCGCCGUCACAGUCGCUUCUGGAACAGACAAUGACUCCACGAUCCUCUUCACAGCCAGCACUGCAAAAGCCGAUUCAUGCGCAGACUACGACUCAGCAAGCCAGCGGCCAGUCGUAUACUUCCCAGCAGUUCACUGAAGCAAAUAAGAGUGGCAAUGUUGUUGGUGGCCCCGUGAAGCUGCAUGAGGCAGCCCAGCAAAUCGUGAAGUCUGGCUGGCAGCUGCUGAACUUGUCUGCCCAAGCUGCUCAACUUGUGCUGAAUGCAGUCCCCAUUGAUCUUGCACGGCAGCCAGAGCCACGCGCAAGAGUGUAUUCCUUAGGCUCCUCGGAAGGCAGGCUACAGUUACCGCCCGUCGAGUACAGCUUGAUCGUCAAUAUGCAUAACCGAUAUAAGAACCUCGUGACUGUCCUGGCUUCUUAUUUGAUCACCCCGAGAGGGUCUUUCGAACUACUUGCAUUUUGCGAUGGCUGCAACGCGAAAACUUUGCAACGAGCCGAGAAAGCCUUCGAUACUUACCUGCCGAUUGUCUGGAACGGGAGCGCCGCGGCGUGCAGCCUGGAAUUUCUCAAGAGCGUCACCGGGCACGUGGCGCCUGGGAAGUCGAACCAGCGCUACUGGGAGCCUGUACGCGAGAUGUGUGUCGCCGCUUGUGGCGACGCAUUCUUUCGCCAGUGCGGAUCACUGCGGCGGGCGGUGCUGGUCGAUCAGCCUUCCGCGAUAUACGAGACUGCUUCAAAUAACAGAGGUGCAAUCUUGGCCGAGGGCCAGUUCCUGAUCAUCAUGCAAGACGACUGGGUAAUGACCCAGAUCGGGUGGAAUGUCCACAUGUCGCUUCCCGCGCGCUUAUAUGACGACGUCUUCGGCAUAUCCGCCAACUGCGCGCACGGAUGGCGUGGAUUACCGGGCGGCAGGGUGGGCCGGUGUUUGGAUGACCAGAGGGAUCGACCGCUCGACCCAGAAUUGGUGAGAAAGUCGGGCACCUUCUUCGUGCGGCCGACGGGGAACAGGGGCCCUAUCCUUUAUAACGCCAGCAAGUUCAGACAGAUGGGUUAUCCAAGACCUGUACUUCCUAAUGGAUGCCGACGACCACGCGUUUCACACCUCGGCUGUGCAUUCGCAGGGCUGGGUGUCGGGUUAUCCGCCGUGUGCCCCUGCAGAUGAUAGUCCUCGGGGGCGCGGGGCGCAAGGAUUCGGACGCGGUCGCCUUCAAGGACAACGGGUUCAAGACAAAGGAGGCGGAGCAGGAGUACAAGCAGUGGAGGAAGGGUCUGCGGGAGACGGGGAAGUUCCGGCAGCCCGAGAAGGGCUGGCGUGGGAUGCCCACCGACUUCGGGAAAGAGCGGACGCUCAGUCUUACAGGGCUCUCUUCUAGCAUUUGCGACCGCUAGCAGAAAGAGCAUCGUCGCCCUCGACGCCUGGCAAGUGCCAGCGCGUCUGUCACGGUGCCCUCUGGGUGGAGGAGCAGGUGGUCGACGGUGGUACCUUGCAACAGGCAUGCUCAACGAGCGAACUGACAGCACGCAAUGGACGAACUAGCGAGUCAGUUCGGCACUGCAACUCUUUUCGGUGAUCCCGCGGAGCUUCGGCUGAAAAAAGCAGCGUGAUGCCACAGUCCACAUGUAAGGAACGUCUUCAGACACGGCCGACUUUUCGAAGUACCAGCUCUGCCAAUGUUAAGCCGCUGUGGUGCGUCCAUACCAAGCGUUCUCGGACGCCCGUCGCUCUCAUCCACAUUAUGUGAGUCCAUAGUUCGUUGAAGCCUGUCGGCGUUGCAUGGGUUUUGUUUGCUACGUCUUGCUCCCGCUUUUCCUCUGCAUCAUUGCGGCCACUUCAGAUGUCCAGUUGGUAGUUCACUCCCUUGUCCGUCGCAGUACCAUGAUCAUGGCGUUUAGCGUUACACUUGCACACAUCACGCCACGCAUAUAGAAACAUUUUGCCGCUUUGGUUCGGUAAGAUGUUGAUUAAAAGGGUUAGCUAUUAGUGGCUCGACUCCAUCAGACUGCCACUGGGGAUCUAUGAAGGUUGCUGCAGUAUGAUGUGGCCGCCUACCAGAGUCUGACACGUCGCAGCGCCGUGGGCUCGUGGGUCGCCGAUCUGCUUGCGGGGAGGGGAGCGCCAUCAAUGUCCCGCAAGGUGGAAGUUGGACAGCUGGUGGCGUCAUCUUUGCAGUCAGUGUUGAGUGAAUGCUUCGGGGGCCUCUUCCGUAUGUGCGUUCGUUCUUUGAGGUUGUCUGAUUGUGUAAUGUCGCACUAUUUCAGUGUAGACGGUCGGAAUUUCGAGUGAAAUGUACUGUGUGUCGUUGAAGUGUUUUUUGAGGUUUCAUGUUGCGGUCGUUCCCGUAAGUUCGUGACGUUGGAUGAUCGGUCCCGUUUGACGCUAUAAGUGGUACUCCACCCAUUGCGCUCCGUUACCACCCAUGUCCGAAUACCGACCAUUCAUUAUUCAUCCAGCCAGGUGUAGAGAUUGUGGGACUUCGAUCUGUAUCUAAACACGCACGGUAGUUUUUGCGCCUCGCUAUGGAAUGCUCUUGCUUGCACAUGGUUUUCCGCUCAGGAUCGGUAACACGCAUCUGUGUUUGUUCAGUCAUUGUUUACACUGGGCAUCUCAUUUGUUUACCUUCGUAUUGCCAAAGAUGGAACGAGUGCAUUGUGGUCGAUUGAAUUUUGGCGGUGCCAGAGCGUACAUGGCGUGUCGAAAGAAGCAGGUGGCACCAGAAGCUUUAUUAUGCACAAGAGAGCUUGGCACCUUGGCGCUGGUUGGUGAAAACCUGUCAUGAACUCAUGUCCAGGCACUUGGUCGUUUGUAUGAGCGUCGUGACGCACUCGUGUACCACACCUGGCCUCGUGCAUUGUGUUUACGGUCUGGCAGCGCUGGCGUAUCCAGCAUCUUUCUUGGAUGCGUCAUCAGGGUUUCAUCAGCCUCUGUUGUACAUGUGCGUUUCCAUGCAAGGCGGUGGUUUUAUGGCUUGUUGGUUAUACAGUCACGCGUGGCGAGUUUUGUUACCGGGUUGACUGUUACUCUUUGUUGUCGGUUUUCCGCGCACGUCGCCAUACGCGAUGCGCCGACGCAGAUCAUACAUGGCGUUGGCGAUCGCGUAGUAUGGCUCUGGUAGCCCGCCAUCAGUUGUUUAUACAUAGUUCAGUUACGUGUGAACGCAUUGUUGCAAACAUUGCGUCGUAAGGCUCACGCUUGGAAUCAUGGCUUCGCAGUUGUAAUACAGACCGAAAACCGGAGAGCGAGUAUCGGGCUUCC
This is a messenger RNA of Prorocentrum cordatum, 3551 nucleotides long. Lineage: Eukaryota; Dinophyceae; Prorocentrales; Prorocentraceae. The record is from the annotation of a GenBank genome assembly.